AUGACGAGAGAAGAAAAAAAAUGGAUUGAGCAAUUACGCAUGAACCCACCUAAACUUUUAGAUGAAAAUGAUUUAAGGCUAGUUUGUCAGAGAGUGAAAGAAAUAUUAGUAGAAGAAAACAAUGUUCAAGCUAUAAAUCCACCAGUUAUCAUUUGUGGAGACAUACAUGGGCAAUUUUUUGAUUUAUUAGAAUUAUUUGAUGUCGGAGGUGAUAUAAUGAACAAUGAUUAUAUUUUUUUAGGAGAUUAUGUAGACAGAGGAUAUAAUAGUGUAGAAACAUUUGAAUAUUUAUUAUUAUUAAAAUUAUUAUUCCCAAAAAAUAUUACAUUGUUAAGAGGAAAUCAUGAGAGCCGACAAAUUACAACAGUGUACGGUUUUUAUGAUGAAUGUUUUAAAAAAUAUGGUAAUGCAAAUGCAUGGAAAUAUUGUACAGAUAUAUUUGAUUAUUUAACAUUAGCUGCACUAGUAGACAAUCAAAUUUUUUGUGUUCAUGGAGGUCUUUCUCCAGAAAUAAAAUUAAUUGAUCAAUUAAGAUUAAUUAAUAGAGUCCAAGAAAUACCACAUGAAGGAGCUUUUGGGGAUAUCAUGUGGUCUGAUCCAGAUGAAGUUGAGGAUUGGGUAGCUAAUCCGAGGGGUGCUGGUUGGUUAUUUGGACCUAAAGUUACUAAAAAGUUUAAUUAUAUUAACAAUCUUGAACUAAUAGCUAGAGCACAUCAGCUAGCCAUGGAGGGUUAUCGUUAUAUGUUUGAUGACUCUACAAUUAUUACAGUAUGGUCAGCUCCAAAUUAUUGUUACCGAUGUGGAAACGUUGCAGCAAUUAUGAGAAUUGAUGAAAAUAUGAACAGGCAAAUGUUAAUAUUCAAGGAUACUCCUGACUCUAGAAACUCAAUUAAAAACAAGGCUACCAUUCCGUACUUUUUAUGA
Plasmodium malariae is the source of this 924-nucleotide messenger RNA. It is a transcript of the gene PPP6, whose product is annotated as serine/threonine protein phosphatase 6, putative. Gene Ontology annotation, molecular function: protein serine/threonine phosphatase activity. Lineage: Eukaryota; Apicomplexa; Aconoidasida; Haemosporida; Plasmodiidae. The record is from RefSeq and is a predicted model, not a curated record. The coding region runs from base 1 to 924 and encodes 307 amino acids. Gene Ontology annotation, biological process: peptidyl-serine dephosphorylation. The transcript has a single exon. Gene Ontology annotation, cellular component: cytoplasm.